AUGGAUUCCGAGUACGAGGUGGGUCACGUUCGCAGGCUGCAGGCCCAGCACACGCGGAUGCAGGAGAAGACUUUCACUAACUGGAUCAACAAUGUCUUCCACCAUGGCCGGGUGGGCAUCAAGAUCCAGAACCUGUACACAGAGCUGGGGGAUGGCACCUACCUACUGCGGCUGCUGGAGCUCAUCUCAGGGGAGGCCCUGCCGCCCCCUAGUCGGGGCCGCCUGCGCGUGCACUUGCUGGAGAACAACAGCCGAGUGCUGGCCUUCCUCAAGACCAAGGUGCCAAUACCCUUGAUUGGACCAGAGAACAUUGUGGAUGGAGACCAGACACUCAUCCUGGGACUCAUCUGGGUCAUCAUACUCCGUUUCCAGAUUUCUGACAUCUACUUGGACAGGGAGGAGUUUGGGGCCAGCGCAGCCCUGCUGUCCGCCAAGGAAGCGCUACUGAUCUGGUGCCAGCGGAAGACGGCCAGCUACACCAAUGUGAGCAUCACCGACUUCUCCCGCAGCUGGAGAGAUGGGCUGGGCUUCAGCGCCCUCAUCCACGCCCACAGGCCAGACCUCAUUGACUACAGCUCCCUGCACCCAGAGCGCCCGCUGCACAACCUCCAAUUUGCCUUCCACGUGGCGGAGCAGGAGCUGGGCAUCGCUCGGCUGCUGGACCCCGAGGACGUGUCUGCCGUGCACCCUGACGAAUGCUCCAUCAUGACCUAUGUCUCCCUCUACUACCACCACUUCUCCCGCCUGCACCAGGGACAGACUGUUCAGAAGAGACUCGCUAAGAUCCUACUUCAGCUCCAAGAGACACAGGCUCUGCGGACCCAGUACGAACAGCUGGUGGCUGACCUGCUCGGCUGGAUCGCAGAAAAACAGGAGCAGCUGGAGGCGCGGGAUUUCCCAGACUCACUGCCUGCCAUGAGCCAGUUACUGGCAGCCUUUGCCUCCUUCCGAACCCAGGAAAAGCCCCCCAGGCUUCAGCAGCGAGGGGCCACAGAGGUCCUGCUCUUCCGGCUGCAGACAGCACUCCGAGCCCAGAACCGCAGGCCCUUCCUGCCGUCUGAGGGCCUGGGCCCUGCAGAGCUGUCCCAGCGCUGGGCAGGGCUGGAGCGGGCAGAGGCUGCCCGGAGCCAAGCCCUGCAGCAGCGUCUACUGCAGCUGGAAAGGUUGGAAACCCUGGCCCGGCGCUUUCGGCGAAAGGUGGCCCUCCGGGAGAGCUUCCUGACGGACACGGAGCGCAUGCUCAAGCAGGUGGGCGGCCCACUGGCCAGCCCAGCCAUGGUGGAGGCAGCUUCCCAGAGGCUGGGCAUGCUGGAGGCUGGCAUCCUGCCCCAGGAGGGGCGCUUCCAGGCCCUUGCCGACAUUGCAGACAUCCUCCAGCAGGAGCAGUACCACGGCUGGGCAGAUGUGGCCUGCAGGCACAUAGAGGUCACCCAGCGUUGGGAGAGGCUCCUGCAGCAUCUUCAAGGCCAGAAGAAGCAAAUGGCAAGUGCCCGGACAGUGCACAGCCUGCUACAGGAGGUCGAGGUGGCCUCUGAUCAGCUCAAGGAGCUGCAGGUGCCAGCCAGCUCCACCACCUGUGGGCAGCAGUUAGCAGAAGUGGUGGAGCUACUGCAGAGGCAUGAGCUGUUGGAGAUCCAGGUUUCUGCCCACGGAGCCCACGUGAGUCAUCUUGUCCAUCAGACCACUGAGCUGGACUCAUGUGGGGGGACCAGUGUGGAGGUGCUACAGGCCAAGGCCAGGGGUAUGGCCCAGCUCCACCAGAGCCUGCUGUCUCUAGUCAGAUCUCGGCGCACUCUACUGGAGCAGGCCCUGCAGCGAGCCAAGUUCUUGUGCAACUGUGAGGAGGAGGAAGCCUGGCUGAUGAAGCACAGACAGCUAGUGGAGAACGUGACACCGGGCAGGGAUCUCAGCCAGAUCUCAGCUGCCCUGCAAAAGCACAAGGCCCUGGAAGCCGAAGUCCACCGCCACCAGGCAGUGUGCACAGAUCUAGCGCAGAGGGGGCGUGACCUCAGCGCCCUGGGAGACCAGAUGGAGGUGGACCCCCGGGAGCGGGCCGAGGCCGUGCUGGGCGCAUGGCAGCUGCUGGAGACUCAGGCUGCCAGGCUGAACGCGCGGCUCCAGGCAGCCCUGCUCGUGCGGCAGUAUUUCGCAGACGCGGCUGAUGCCGCCUCGUGGCUGCGCGAGCGACAGUCCCUGAUGGAGGGCGCGCCUUGUGCGCGAGACCAGGCGAACGCGGAGGGCCUCUUGCGGCGCCACGUGCGGCUGGAGCGCGCCCUGCGCGCCUUCGAGGCCGAGCUGCGGGGGCUGGACCAGCAGGCGCGGAGGGCCGCUGCCCGGACCUCAUUCACGGUGCUGUCUGCCCAGAGCCAUCCAGGGGAAGGUCUGAGGAACCAGAGGGCUUGGAGCACAUCUGACCCUGACUUUGAUCCCAACACUGUACUUCAAACACAGGAGGGCUUGAGGCAGGACUAUAAGGACCUGUGGGCCCUAGCAGAGCACCGCCGGGCCAGCCUGGAGGAGACGGUGGCCCUGUUUGGCUUUGAAAGUUCCUGUGGAGAGUUCUUGUCCUGGCUGGAGGACCAGACAGCAUUGUUCCAGAUGCUGCAACCCCAGGCCGACAACUUAGUCAUCAUGGAGCUCAAAUAUAAGAACUCCCUCAUGACCCUGGCUGUGGGGAAAGGCCACUGGGAUGAAGUCAGCAGCUCUGCUGAGCAACUGAAGCAGAGAUACCCUGCGAACUCCACUCGGGUCCAGCGACAGCAGGAGGAACUGAGCCAGAGGUGGAGACAGCUGGAGGCCCUGACAAAGGAGAAGGAGAUGGAGCUGGCAUGCAUCUCGGACAUGCACAGUUCCCUGCAGGAGUGUGACACCAUCCAGGUCCAGCUGCAGGAUGUGAUACUCCAGCUGGAAGCCCUGGAGCUGGGGAGCUCAGAGGGCAACCCCCGAGUCCUCCAGUUGGCCCAGCAGAGGAUGCUAGUGCUGGAGAGGAACAUCCACAACCUCCAAAGUGUGGCCGUGACGGUGGAGGAGUCCGGCUCUCUGGACAGGCAGCACCUGCGAGAAAGGGUGGAAACGCUGCAGGGUCUGCUGAAGCAAGUGCAGGGUCAAGUGGUGCAUCAGGCCCAGGCCCAGGCUGAGACUCGGGCCCAGCACAGUUUCCUGCAGGAGAGCCGGCGACUUCUGCUAUGGGCCGAGAGCGUCCGGUCCCAGCUGCACCAUGAGGAGGAGGUGAUGGAUGUGGCCUCAGCCCAAUGGCUGCUGAUGGAGCACCAAGAGCUGCUGGAGGAGAUCCACCUGUGGCAGGAGAGGCUGCAUCAGCUGGAUCCCCCAGGCCAACACAUGGCAGCCUUGGGCUCCGCACGGUCCCAAGAAGUGGCCAGUGCGCUGGGGCUCCUGGGCGAGCAAAGUAGGGUGCUGGAGGCUACCUGGGAACAGCGACAGCGGCGAUUGCAGGAGGGGCUGGAGCUGCAGAGAUUUAACAAAGAAGCAGAUCGUUUCACUGCCACUUGUGCCAACCAUGAGACCUUCCUACAGCGGAGCCCCCUCGGGGAAGAUGUGAGGGAGGCUCAGAGCCUGCUACGGCGCCACCAUGAGUUUGAGUGGCUCCUGGGCACCCUGGGCCGUCGCGCAGAAGCUCUGCGGGCACGUGGUGAGAUGCUGCUUCAAAGCCAGCACUGUGCAGCACACGCGAUCAGAGAGCAGCUUCAGAGUGUCCGGGUUCAGUGGAUCAGGGUCCAGGAAAGGAGUGGACAGAGGAGGAGGCAGUUGGUGGCUUCCCUCCACCUCCAGGAAUGGAAGCAGGCGGUGGCAGAGCUCAUGCUGUGGAUGGAGGAGAAGGAGCUGAUGGCAAUAGAGGAACCCACUCAAGAGCCCAGGAACGUCCUGCGGAGGCUCAGACAGCACAAAGCUGCAGAGAGUGAGCUGCUGGCCGUGAACAGGCGUGUGGAGGACCUGCAGCAGGUUGGGAGAGAGCUGUUGAGCAGUGGGCUCCUCACCCCGGAGGACGUGCAGGCCAGGCUUCAGGGUCUGAGUAGCAAGUGGGAGGAAGUAAACCGCAAGACGGCAGAGCAUGUGGACAAGCUCCACUGGGCCAGACAGCAGGAGCAGCUGCUGGGGGUGCUACAGGAGAUCAAGGAGAAGAUGGAGUGGCUUGAAGGGACUUUGCAGAUUUCAGGACUGGGGCACGACCUGUGCUCAAGCCAGAAGCUGCAGAAGCAGCACCACCAGCUGCAGGAUGAGAGCCAGGUUCUGGCUGGCAAGAUGGCUGCCCUCGUCUCCCAGGCCCACUGUGUGCCCGGUUCCCAGAGCUUCAUAGAGGAGACCCAGGAGUACGUCCAGAGGCUCAGGUCCCUGCAGGAGCGCCUCACCGCUCAGCACCUGCAGCUGCAGGCCUCGGUUGAGCUGCACCAGUUCCUGCACCUGAGUAGCCUGGAGCUCACCUGGGUGGCUGAGCACAUGCCCAGUGCCAGCUCCACCAGCGACACCAAGUGCCUGGAUGGUGCCCAAAGCCUUGGCUACAAGCACAAGGUGCUCCAGGCUCUGGUGAAAGCCCACCAGGGGCAGAUGCAGCGGGUGCUGGACUCUGGAAAGAGCCUCACAGCCUCAGGGCACCCCCAAGCCCAGCACAUCAGAGAGCAAUGUCAGGAGCUGGAAAGGCGCUGGGCAGAGCUGGAGCAGGCGUGUGCCACACGGGCCCAGUGCCUGGAGCAGGCUGUUGCCUCUCAGAAGUAUUAUCUGGAUGUGUCAGAGCUGGAGGGCUGGAUGGAGAAGAAGUGGCCCCUGGUGAGCAGUCAGUACUACGGUGGAGACGAAGCUGCCACCUUCAGUCUCAUCAGGAUGCACCAGGCCCUACAGCAGGAACUGGCUCUUUAUUGGAGCUUCAUGGAGGAGCUUGAUCAGAGGGCCCAAACCCUGAGUGGCCUUAAGGCCCCUGAGAAGCCAGGCAUGAUGCAGGCGAGGCUCCGGAAGCAGCUGCAGGCAUUGCAGAAGCUGGCAACCACUCGGGACCAGGAGCUGGAAAGGACCAUGAGGCGGCACGAGUUUAUGAGGGAAGCCGAGGAAUUACAGAACUGGCUGGCUGGUCAGCAGCACGUGGCCAGGACAGAAGAAAGCCCUGGAGAGGACUACGAACACGUCCGACACCUCCAGAUCAAUUUUGCAAAGUUUCAGCACCAGUUGGAGAUGGGUAGACAACAGGUGGCAACCUGCUUGCAGCUGGCAGACAGCCUGCUGGAGGCUGGUCCCAGUAUUGUCCCCAGGAUUCAUCAGAGGAGGCAGGACCUACAGGCUGCCUGGUUGGAGCUGAGGGAGCUGACCCAGGCUCGGGGCCGUUUGCUCCAAGAUGCUGAGAUCACCCUCAAAGUUCAUGUUGAUCUGUCAGACAUGCUCAUCUGGAUCCAGGAGAAAGCUAUGAGCUUCUCAGACGAUGUAUCUGGCAACCUGCAUGGGGUGGAGGCCCAGCUGAGGGGACUUGAGUGCCUGGAGCAUGAACUCACGAGCACCAAGCUGCAGGUGCAGGAGCUACUGAAGACAGCAGAUAGAGUGCAGACAUUGUAUCCUGGGAUUCAGGCCAACGCUGUGCAGCCAAGACAGCGAGCUGUGGUACAGGCUUGGGAGGCCCUGCAGCUGCAGGUAGAGCAGCGCCGGGCCCAGCUACAGCAGGCGUGUCUCCUGGCCCGUUUCCACAUAGCGGUUCAGGAAUAUGCCUCCUGGGCAGCCAGCAUGCAGCAGGAAAUACGGGGAGAAGUGACACCCCAGGACUCCAGGUGUAAUCCCCUAAAGCUCAGUACCCACCAACAGCUUCGGGCCAAGCUGGAGGUCCAGGAGGAGCUGUACCAGCGGGCCACUCAGCUGGGCCAGCAGAUGCUUCUAACUGCAAGCCCAUCCACCAAGGAGGUGCAGGAGAGGCUGCAAGCCUUGCAGGACACACGGGAGCAGCUGUUCCAGGCCUGGGAGCAGAAGCGAGAGACGCUGCAGGCCAUGCACCGAGAGCAGUGCUUCUUCAGAGAGUGUGGCCACCUGGACAGGACCCUCCAGGCCCAAGAGGUGUCCCUGAAAGCCAGUUCCCUGGGGAGCUCAGUAGAAGAGGUGGAGCAAUUGAUACGAAAGCAUGAGGUCUUUCAGAAGAUUCUGACUGCCCAGGAUAAGAAGACAGAGGCUGUGUGCGAGCAGGCGAAGGUGCUCCGGGGCCCGAGGGUGCAGGCCUUACUGAGCACAGUGCUGGAGCGACGGGCUCGGGUGAAGGACCUGGCAGAGGGCCGGCGACAUGCCCUGCACACCGCCCUGCUGACGGCUGACUUCACCAGGGCUGUGACCCAGGCCGAGGGCUGGAUCCAGGAGCGGGUCCAGCAGCUGAAAGAGCCUGUCCUUCCAGGGAGUCUGACAGCUAAGCGGAUACACCUGCAGAAACACUGGGCCUUGGAGGCUGAGGUCAAGGCCCUUGAGGAGGUCAUAACCUCGGUUGCCAAGAAGGGCGAGGCUCUCCUGGCACAGAGCAGCCCUCGCCCAGGAGAGAUCUCACAGAGGCUGCAGGCACUGCAGGAGCACUGGGACAAGCUGAGGCAGGCAGUGGUGCUCCGGGGCCAGGACCUGAAGGACAAGCAGCACUUCCAGGAGUUUCUGCAGAGAGUCGACCGUGCAGAGGCCUGGAUCCAAGAGAAGGAGGAGAUGCUGAGCUGCAGAGACCUGGGCCGGGGCCUGGAGCACUGCUUACAGCUCCACAGGCAGCUCCGAGGAGCCUUGGCCAAGGAUGGAGUGGAUGACACCUGCAUUCGGAGAAUCAAUGACUUAUCAAUGCAGCUCAAGAUCCGGGACCCCGACCAGAUCAAGACCAUGUACCAGCGACGAAGCCAGCUCAACAACAGAUGGAAUAGUUUCCAUGACAACCUGCUCCGGUACCAGCAGCAGCUGGAAGGGACCCUGGAGAUCCACACGUUGUCCCAUGAGCUGGACGACAUCAUCAGGAGGAUAGUGGAGAAGAGCACCCUGGCCCAGGCCCUGGACUACGGGGCAGAUGUGGCAAGUGUGGAGAGGCUACUGCGCAAACACCAGGAGCUGGAGCAGGAGAUGGGCCUCAUUGACGCCCAGCUUGAGCCCCUGGAGUGUAAGGUAGUCCGCCUCUGCCGGAGCAGUCUGGGGGCAGCCCACGUCCUGCGUGACAAGCAUCGGGAGGUGAUGGACUGCUGGCGGCAGCUCCAGAGCAGGGCCCAGAAGCAGAAGGAGCUACUGGACACCUCACGCCAAGCGCAGAUGCUCCAGGCAACACUGCAGGAACUGCAGGCCUGGGCCCGGGGGCUGCGGGCUGAGAUGGACACCGGAAGCCCGCCUGGCAGCACCGCAGAGGCCCAGCGCCUGCUGGAGGAGCACCAGGAGCGAAGGGCUGCGAUGAUGUCUCGAACAAACAGCAUCAGCCUGGCCCGAAGUGUUGGGCAGCAACUACUCGCCACAGGGCCUCUGUGCCCUUCUGAUGUCCACCAGGGCCUGGCAGGGCUGGAACAGGAGCUGAGCAGCCUGCAAGGGGCCUGGCAGGAGCACCAGCAUCAGCUGCAGCAGGCCCUGGAGCUGCAGCUAUUCCUGAGCUCUGUGGAGAAAAUGGAAAGUUGGCUCUGCAGCAAAGAAGCUUCCUUAGCCAGUGAGGACUUGGGGGAUCCCUCGGCCAACGUGGAGACCCUCCUGAGGAAGCUCAAGGUGCUCAGACGAGACCUGGAGGCUCAGACGGAAAAGAUGAGCUCACUGGAGGUCACAGCCCGCAAUCUGCACCAGGGAGGGCACCGCGGGGCCCAGAGCGCCCUGGACAGGUUCCAGGCCAUGCUUCUGAGGAAAGAGGCACUCCUGAAGCGAACUGGGACCUGUCACCACCAGCUGGAGGAGCUUCGGAAGCUGCAGACAUUCCUGCAGGAGUCCUAUGAGGUGACUGCAUGGCUGAGGAAGAAGAACCAGGUGGUUCUGGAAGAGGAUCUUCAGGAUCCAGCCACGGUGCAGACACAAUUGCAGAAGCAGCAGAAGCUCCAGGCCGAGCUGGACUCAGCUGUGCACCAGAAGCAGAGGCUGCAGAUGGAGGGACAGAGGCUUCUGCAGGACAGCCACUCCGCCUCAGACGUUAUCCAGGUGCAGCUGCAGGAGCUGGGAGAGCUCUGGGACAAGCUACAGGGCAACUGCCAGAGGAAAACGGCCAAGCUUCAGGAGGCCUGCAAGGUCCUGUGCAUACAACGGAGUGUAGAGGAGCUAGAGAGCUGGCUGGAACCCAUAGAGGCGGAGCUGCAAGACCCUGUGGGAGGGCAGGACCUCCCUGCGGUGAAUGAGCUCCUGAGGGCCCAGGGAGACCUGGAGGCAGCAGUGGACGAGCAGGCCCGGCAGGCAAGGGCCCUGCUGGACCAGAUCCAGGCCUUCUCCCCGGAAAGGCACGCCCACAACACAGAUGAGCAGGCCCGGCUGCUGCUCCUUAGGUUCGAGAGUCUGAGGGAACCCCUGCAGGAGCGCAGGGCAGCCCUGGAAGCCCGGAACCUCCUCUACCAGUUCUUCAGGGACGUGGACGAGGAGCUGGACUGGGUGCAGGAGAAGCUGCCCCUGGCUGUGGCCCAGGACUGCGGCCAGAGCCUGAGCGCCGUGCGCCACCUGCAGGAGAAGCACCAGAACUUAGAGCAUGAGAUACGCAGCCACGAGACCCUGACCCAGGUGGUGGUGGGCACCGGGCACAAGCUGGUGCAGGCGGGGCACUUCGCAGCGCCGGAGGUGGCCGCGCGGGUGCAGCGGCUAGAGGGCGCUGUGGGCCGCCUGCGGGCGGAGAUGGAGCAGAGGAGGCGGCUGCUGCGCCAGGCGGAGGAGGUGCAGCAGAUCCUGAUGGAGCUCUUGGAAGCAGAAUCCUGGUUGGCUGAGCGGGCCUCUAUCCUGGACAGCAAGGACAUGGGCCAGAGUGCCGAGGCCACCCAGGCCCUCCUGAGACGGCUGGAGGCCACCAAGAGAGACCUGGAGGGGUUCAGCAUUAACAUCAAGAGGCUGCAGGAGAUGGCCUUGCUUCUGGAAAGCACACAGAACCCAGACAGCUCCAAGGUGCUGGGCCAGCUAUCGUCAGUGAGGGACACUCACACGGGGCUACUGCAGGCUGCAGAGAGCCGGGGUCAGCUCCUGCAGGAGCAGCUGCAGAUGCACCAGCUGGAGCAAGAGGCCCUGAUCCUCACCACCUGGCUGGCCAGCAAGGUGGCCACUGCUGAGUCUGAGGACUAUGGGCAGGACCUAAAGGACGUCGAGGUGCUGGAAGAGAAGUUUAAUGCUUUCAGAAAGGAUGUCCAGAGCCUGGGGCAGGCCAAGGUCCAGGCUUUGAGGGAGCUGGCGGGCGCCCUGGAACGGGGGACACCCAGAUGCUAUCCUCAGAUCCAAGCCCACAUGAGCAGAAUCGAGGCCACUUGGGAGAGGCUGGACAGGGCAAUGAAAACCCGCACGGAGAGCCUGGCUGCAGCCCGCGCAAUCCGGAGCUUCCACAAGGCAGCGGGGGAGCUCCAGGGCUGGAUGCAGGAGAAGGUCGCCAUGAUGGAGGGAGCUGGUGACGGCCACAACCUGCCCUCUGUGCAGGCCCUGCAGCACCAGCACAGACUCCUCGAGAGGGAACUGGCAGCUGUGGAGAAGGAGGCAGCCCGGGUGAGGAUGGAGGCAGAGCAACUGAGCCAGCUACACCCUGCAGCCCAGAAGCGCCUGGAAGAGCAGCUGGCUGGCGUGCAGGAGGCCUGGGCCACGCUGGACUCGAAAGCCCAGCAGCGGGGCCGGCAGCUGGAGUGGGCUGCUCAGGGCCACGCCUUCCUCAGGCGCUGCGGGGAACUGCUCACAUGGGCUCAGGAAAGGCAGGCGCUGUUGUCCUCAGAGAGGCUGUCGGAUGCUGAGCAGCUCAUCAGACAGCAGGAAGAGCUGAGGCAGGAGAUCAUGGAGCUCUGCCUUCAAGCCCAGGAUGUGCGGCAGGAAGGACAGCAGCUCCUGAACAACAGCCACUUCAUGGCCCCAGAGAUCACAGAGUGUCUGCAAGAGCUGGACAGGCAGCUGCAGGAGCUCCAGGAGGCCUGGGCCCUGAACCGGGAGCACUGCCAGGAGUACCAGGGCCUGCAACAGCUUCAGCAGACACUGGACCAGGCUGAGGCCUGGCUGGACUCCCAAGAGGACCUCCUGCUGGACCCCAACUGUGGAAAUUCAGUGUCGGAUGUGGAGUUGCUGCUCCGCAAGCACCAGGACUUAGAACAGCGGCUAGCAGCCCAGGAGGCCAAGCUUGUCCCGCUGCAGAGGGGAACCAAGGAGGCAAAGGGUGCCCCUGCCAUAAAGGGUGUACCGGAGCCGCUCCUGCCUGGAAGAAGGCAGGAGGUUACUUCACUGGCCACCCUUGACCCCAAUGUGAGGGUCACAUGGGACCAAGGGACCCUGGCUCUAUGGACACAUGACUUGGGCAAGCUCAGCUCCCAAGAGCAGCUGUAG
This is a messenger RNA of Elephantulus edwardii (Cape elephant shrew), 10452 nucleotides long. RefSeq names its product spectrin, beta, non-erythrocytic 5 (gene SPTBN5). Lineage: Eukaryota; Metazoa; Chordata; Mammalia; Macroscelidea; Macroscelididae. Gene Ontology annotation, biological process: actin cytoskeleton organization. The transcript is spliced from 62 exons. The coding region runs from base 1 to 10452 and encodes 3483 amino acids. Gene Ontology annotation, cellular component: cell projection; cortical actin cytoskeleton; plasma membrane. Gene Ontology annotation, molecular function: actin filament binding. The record is from RefSeq and is a predicted model, not a curated record.